Molecule: messenger RNA, 3043 nt
Organism: Striga asiatica
Lineage: Eukaryota; Viridiplantae; Streptophyta; Magnoliopsida; Lamiales; Orobanchaceae
Source: the annotation of a GenBank genome assembly
CAAAAUGUUCCCAAUCUGAUGGCAAAUACUAGCCUUUUGUUUUCAGAUACAGCUCACAGUAUUAGCAGGCAGCAAGAGGAGCUUGUUGAUUGCAGAUGCCAUUUCUCAUCUACAUAAUUUCGGCAAAAAUUCACCAUCUCUCUUAUCUCCUUUUCUCUCUCAUCAGAAAAGUCUGCGUAUAACAGAAAGAGGGAGAGACAGAGAGAGAGAGAGAGAAAAGGGGGAUGAAAAUAGAUCUGAAUCUCGGCUGAUUUCGACUCUCCCUUUUGGCGGUUUUCCUCAAUUUCGCACACUGGAUUUCUUUCUCCGCGUGUCGACGGAAUUGUUUUCUCGGUGAUGUGAUGUCCCGUAAAGGUCGAAGCUUUCUGUCUUCCGUGCGUUGAUAAAUUGAGCUUCAAAUUUGGGGAAUAAUGUUGAGGUCCUCGUGGAGACAAUAUCAAUCUUAACUUUCAGAUAGUCGGGAUCUUCUAAAGCUGCAAGCUUGGAUGAUCUUUGGCGGCGUUUUUUUUAUCUUGAGGAAUGGUGGGAAAUUUGAGGCUUGGGUUUCGUGAAAGAACAAGAGUGGUCAGGGUUUCGAUUUAGUAUUUUCCAUUUAGUGAGUAGGAAAAAAAAAAGGCAGAUAAUAAUCAGAAAGAAAGCCAAUGGAGGAUCUUUCGAAAUACGCACAUAGCCCCACCCAUAUAGCUGUGUUGAGACGUGACUAUGCAACGCUGAGAAAGAUAGUGGGCGCACUCCCUCGGCUGGCAAAGGCUGGAGAGGUGAAUACUGAGACUGAGUCUAUAUCGGCCGAAGAAGAUGCUGAUGCCGUGUCUGCUGUGAUCGACAGGCGGGAUGUCCCUGGGCGGGAAACUCCUCUGCACCUUGCAGUUCGGCUGCAUGAUGCGACUUCAGCUGAGAUUCUAAUGGCAGCUGGUGCAGAUUGGAGUCUUCAAAACGAGAACGGGUGGAGUGCGCUGCAGGAGGCAGUUUGCACGAGAGAAGAGAAUAUUGCCAUGAUCAUUGCCCGGCACUACCAGCCGCUUGCCUGGGCCAAGUGGUGCCGCAGGCUUCCUAGGAUUGUGGCAUCGGCUUCCCGGAUUCGGGAUUUUUACAUGGAGAUAACUUUCCACUUUGAGAGCUCAGUCAUACCAUUCAUAGGUAGGAUUGCCCCUUCGGACACUUACCGUAUAUGGAAACGUGGGUCCAAUCUGCGGGCGGAUAUGACCCUAGCUGGUUUUGACGGGUUUCGUAUUCAGCGCUCGGAUCAGACUUUUCUCUUCCUUGGAGAGGGUUAUCAUUCGUCAGAUGGAAAUGUAUCUUUGCCUCCUGGCUCUCUCAUUGUGCUCGCCCAUAAGGAGAAAGAGAUCACCAAUGCCUUGGAAGGAGCAGGGGUUCAGCCUUCUGAGGCCGAGGUGGCGCACGAAGUUGCUUUGAUGUCUCAGACUAAUAUGUACAGACCGGGAAUUGAUGUUACUCAGGCUGAGCUAGUUCCUCAUCUGAAUUGGAGAAGACAGGAGAGGACUGAGAUGGUUGGAGCUUGGAAGGCCAAGGUAUAUGAUAUGCUUCAUGUCCAAGUUAGCGUGAAGUCGAGGAGAGUUCCUGGUGCUAUGACUGAUGAGGAGCUCUUUUCUGUUAAUGAUGAUGAUAGAUUAGCUAAUGGGGGUGAAAAUGACGAUUACGAUGAUCUGUUGACGGCUGAAGAGAAACAGCAGUUGGAUUCUGCAUUGCGCAUGGGGGAUGGUUUUGGAGAAGACGAGGAUGGUGAAGUGCAGGAUUGCCAUGAAAACCUUGAUACUGGUUCAUUUGACAGCUCUGAAUCGAAUGCCACUACCAAGGAGAAGAAAGGCUGGUUUAAUUGGAACAAGAAGAGUUCGAAGAGCAUGGGAGAUGACCCGGAGGACUCCAAAAUUCUAAAGAAGUUCUCAAAGUUGGCACCUGAAGAUGCCAAGCAGAAGUCUGGCGACCUUCGCAGGUCAUCAUCUGAGUUUCACAGGGAGGAUAUGGGGGACCCUAAAAAGUCAAAAGAUAAAAGUAGCAAAAAGAAAAAGAAGAAGGUGGCCACUGUUGAGUCAAAGAAUGAAAGCGAGUAUAAGAAAGGUUUGAGGCCUGUGCUGUGGUUAACUCCAGAUUUUCCUCUGAGAACUGAAGAACUCUUGCCUUUGCUGGAUAUACUGGCUAAUAAGGUCAAAGCGGUUAGAAGACUGAGAGAGCUUUUGACUACUAAGCUUCCACCUGGCACAUUUCCUGUUAAGAUUGCCAUCCCAAUCGUCCCAACAAUACGUGUUUUGGUGACAUUCACAAAAUUUGAGGAACUUCAGCCAGCAGAGGAGUUCUCAACUCCUCUCUCUAGCCCUGCACAUUUCCAAGAUCCCAAGGCCAAGGAGUCCGAGGGUUCUUCUACAUCGUGGAUUUCAUGGAUGAGAGGAAGCCGUGGGGCCCAGUCCAGUGAUAGUGAGAGCCGCAGCUUCCGUGACGAACCCGACCCUUUCCACAUACCAUCCGACUAUGCAUGGGUUGAUGCUAACGAGAAAAAACGCAGGAUGAAGGCCAAAAAGGCAAAGAGCAAGAAACAUAAAAAGCAUGGGGCGAACAGAAAUCCAGAUGGUGCUCGACGAGUGAAUGAGGAUGCUGAGUGACAGAUGCAGAAAAACAGUUUUAAUCUUUGGCUUGUCCAAUUUCUGGGACUGCCUGAUUGUUGUACUUGAAGAUCAAUCUUCCUUAGUUGUGUUGUUAUUUUGUAUGGAAAUUGGAAUGCAGUUGGAGUGUUUGGGACCGCUUCAAAUGUAUGUAGUUUAGGUUUGUUUGUCAGUGGCUGUGUGAUUGUUAUUCUUUCUGAACUACUAGUAGUUGCAUCUACAACUUUUGUAAUUUUUGUUUAGGUGGCUUUGUAAUUGGAACUUCCCUGAGAACAAAUCUGGGAUGCUCUCCAUUGUGUGGUGUCUUCCGGAAUUGAUGUUAGCACAUUCAAUUAUCUUACGUUGGUGUACUUUAUCUGGAAAUGAACACGGGUGUAUACAAUGUGUGUUGUCUAAUAACUAAAACAAAGUUGAAGUCACGCUUGAAG